This is a messenger RNA of Sinocyclocheilus anshuiensis, 685 nucleotides long. RefSeq names its product disheveled-associated activator of morphogenesis 1-like. Gene Ontology annotation, cellular component: stress fiber. The transcript has 4 exons. The record is from RefSeq and is a predicted model, not a curated record. Lineage: Eukaryota; Metazoa; Chordata; Actinopteri; Cypriniformes; Cyprinidae. The annotation marks the transcript as partial.
GAACACAGUGCAGUACUGGCUGCUCCUGGACCGCAUUGUCCAACAGAUGGUCCUGCAGAGUGACAAAGGUCACGACCCUGAUGUCACGCCAUUAGAAAACUUCAAUGUAAAGAAUGUGGUUCGAAUGCUUGUCAAUGAAAAUGAGGUGAAACAGUGGAAGGAACAGGCGGAAAAAAUGCGUAAAGACCACCAUGAGCUUCAACAGAAGCUGGAAAAGAAGGAGCGAGAGUGUGAUGCAAAAACUCAGGAGAAGGAGGAGAUGAUGCAAACGCUCAACAAGAUGAAAGAGAAGUUAGAAAGAGAAAUGGGGGAACAUAAACUAGUCAAGCAGCAGGUGUCAGAAAUGACUUCCAGACUACAUCACCUUAGCACGAGACAAGUAGCCAGUGUUCCCGGAGGGCCUCCCAUCCCUGGUCCUGCAGGUGGCCCUCUCUUGCCCCCUCCACCUCCUCCACCUCCACCGGGGGGCAUGAUGCCUCCUCCACCACCUCCUCCACCGGGCAGUGCUGUGAUGCCGCCGCCUCCACCACCGCCCCCUGGUGGCCCCCUGCCACCCCCUGGACGGCCUCCUUUCGGUGCAGCUCCGCCUCCGCCAGGAGCUCCCGUGGGACCGUCCCUGAAGAAGAAAAACAUUCCUCAGCCGUCCAAUCCACUCAAGUCCUUCAACUGGGCCAAGCUGUCUGAG